AUGGGGAUCCUGAGGCGGGAGAGACCGAAAGUCCUGGAGCGUCAGGGUGGCAGCCAAGGCGGUGGGCCCAGGGCCUUCUGGACCUUCGCCCGUGACCCGCUGCGCCUGCCCCAUGUGCCUCCCAGAGGCCGGGCUCCAGAUGACGUGGCCCCCUAUUUCAAGACGGAGCCGGUGCGGACGCAGGUGCACCUGGAGGGGAACCGCCUGGUGCUCACGUGCAUGGCCGAGGGCAGCUGGCCGCUGGAGUUCAAGUGGCUGCACAACGACCGAGAGCUGACCAAGUUCUCCCUGGAGUACAGGUACAUGAUCACCAGCCUGGACCGCACCCACGCCGGCUUCUACCGCUGCAUCGUGCGUAACCGGAUGGGCGCUCUCCUGCAGCGACAGACGGAGGUCCAGGUGGCCUACAUGGGCAGCUUCGAGGAAGGCGAGAAACACCAGAGCGUCUCCCACGGAGAGGCCGCCGUCAUCCGCGCCCCGCGCAUCUCCAGCUUUCCGCGGCCACAGGUGACCUGGUUUCGGGACGGCCGUAAGAUCCCGCCCAGCAGCCGCAUAGCCAUCACCCUGGAGAACACCCUUGUCAUCCUGUCGACUGUGGCACCCGACGCAGGUCGCUACUACGUGCAGGCUGUUAACGACAAGAACGGGGACAACAAGACCAGCCAGCCCAUCACUCUCGCUGUGGAGAAUGUCGGCGGCCCUGCCGACCCCAUCGCUCCAGCCAUCAUCAUUCCUCCCAAGAACACCAGCGUGGUGGCCGGGACCUCGGAGGUGACCAUGGAGUGUGUGGCCAAUGCCAGGCCUCUGAUCAAGCUUCACAUCAUUUGGAAGAAGGACGGGGCGCUCCUGUCCAGCGGCAUCAGCGACUACAACCGCCGGCUCACCAUCCCCAACCCCACGGCCAGCGACGCCGGCUACUACGAGUGUGAGGCCGUCCUGCGCAGCAGCAGCGUCCCCUCCGUCGUCCGCGGCGCCUACCUCUCUGUGCUGGAGCCACCUCAGUUUGUCAAGGAGCCGGAGAGACACAUCACAGCGGAGAUGGAGAAGGUGGUGGACAUCCCCUGUCGGGCCAAAGGCGUGCCGCCGCCCUCCGUCACCUGGUACAAGGAUGCGGCCGUGGUGGAGGCGGCGAGGCUGGGCCGCUUCCGGCAGCGAGGUGACGGGAGCCUGCAGAUCAGUGGGCUGGUGCCCGACGACACCGGGAUGUUCCAGUGCUUUGCCCGCAACGCGGCCGGCGAGGCGCAGACCUCCACCUACCUGGCCGUCACCAGCAUCGCCCCCAACAUCACCAGGGGCCCCCUGGACAGCACGGUGAUUGAUGGCAUGUCAGUGGUGCUGGCCUGUGAGACUUCGGGAGCACCCCGCCCGGCCAUCACUUGGCAAAAAGGGGAGCGCAUUCUGGCCAGUGGCUCGGUCCAGCUGCCGCGCUUCACGCUCCUGGAGUCGGGCAGCCUGCUCGUCAGCCCCACGCACAUCUCCGAUGCCGGCACCUACACCUGUCUGGCCACCAACUCGCGGGGGGCAGACGAAGCCUCGGCCGACCUGGUGGUGUGGGCCCGGACCCGCAUCACCAGGCCCCCGCAGGACCAGAGCGUCAUCAAGGGCACCCAGGCCUCCAUGGUGUGCGGAGUGACCCACGACCCCCGCGUGACCAUCAGUUCUAUGCGCAACGUCACCGCUGGAGCCCCUCGCAGGGAGCUGGCCGGCGGGCAGCGAGGGCCGCCCCGGGAGUCACGGCCCCGCCGCCUGGGACCCAAGUGCGUCCUGGGGCGCCACCUGGUGGCCACUGGGCAUAUGGCCGUAGGGCCGCGCCAGGUGGGACCCCAGGAAGCCAAGGGUGUGAUGGUGGGUGCCCCCGCCCGGCUCUGGAGCCCCCGGCUGCAGACCAGCCCUGGGCUGGGCCCCCUCGCCCCCGCAGCCCCAGCCNAGGCUUGGCAGCUGCCUCACGCCCCCGAGCACCCCGUGGCGACCCUCAGUACCUCGGAGAGGAGGGCCAUCAACCUGACGUGGGGCAAGCCCUUCGACGGCAACAGCCCGCUGAUCCGCUACGUCCUGGAGAUGUCGGAGAACAAUGCCCCCUGGACGGUGCUCCUGGCCAGCGUGGACCCUGAAGCUACUUCCGUGAUGGUCAAGGGCUUGGUCCCCGCACGGUCCUACCAGUUCCGUCUUUGCGCUGUCAACGAUGUGGGGAAGGGACAGUUCAGCAAGGACACGGAGAGGGUCUCCCUUCCUGAAGAGCCCCCCACAGCCCCUCCACAGAACGUCAUCGCCAGUGGCCGGACCAACCAGUCCAUCAUGAUCCAGUGGCAGCCGCCUCCUGAGAGCCAUCAGAAUGGCAUCCUCAAGGGCUACGUCAUCAGGUACUGCCUGGCCGGGCUGCCUGUCGGGUACCAGUAUAAGAACAUCACGGAUGCCGAUGUCAACAACCUGCUGCUCGAGGACCUCAUCAUCUGGACCAACUACGAGAUCGAGGUGGCCGCCUACAACAGCGCCGGGCUGGGCGUCUACAGCAGCAAGGUCACCGAGUGGACGCUGCAAGGAGUCCCCACAGUCCCUCCGGGCAACGUGCAUGCCGAAGCCACCAACUCCACGACCAUCCGCUUCACCUGGAAUGCCCCCAGCCCCCAGUUCAUCAACGGCAUCAACCAGGGCUACAAGCUCGUCGCCUGGGAGCCGGAGCAGGAAGAGGAGGUUACCAUGGUGACCGCCCGGCCCAACUUUCAGGACAGCAUUCACGUGGGCUUCGUGUCCGGCCUGAAGAAGUUCACGGAGUACUUCACCUCGGUGCUGUGCUUCACCACCCCUGGGGACGGGCCCCGCAGCACCCCGCAGCUGGUGCGCACCCAUGAGGAUGUGCCUGGGCCUGUGGGACACCUGAGUUUCAGUGACGUCCUGGACACCUCGCUGAAGGUCAGCUGGCAGGAGCCAGGGGAGAGGAACGGAAUCCUCACAGGCUACCGGAUCUCCUGGGAAGAGUACAACCGCACCAACACGCGCGUGACCCACUACUUGCCCAACGUGACCCUGGAGUACCGCGUGACCGGGCUCACCGCACUCACCACCUACACCAUCGAGGUGGCCGCCAUGACCGCCAAGGGGCAGGGCCAGGUGUCGGCCUCCACCAUCUCCUCGGGGGUGCCUCCAGAACUCCCCGGAGCCCCAACUAACCUGGGCAUUUCCAACAUCGGCCCGCGCUCCGUGACCUUGCAGUUCAAGCCAGGCUACGAUGGGAAGACCUCCAUCUCCCGCUGGCUGGUGGAGGCCCAGGUGGGUGUGGUCGGGGAGGGAGAGGAGUGGCAGCUGAUCCACCAGCUCCCCAACGAGCCCGACGCCCGCUCCAUGGAGGUGCCCGACCUCAACCCCUUCACUUACUACAGCUUCCGCAUGCGCCAGGUGAACAUCGUGGGCACCAGCCCACCCAGCCAGCCUUCUAGAAAGAUCCAGACCCUCCAGGCACCCCCUGACAUGGCCCCAGCCAACGUGACCCUGCGCACGGCCAGUGAGACCAGCCUGUGGCUCCGCUGGAUGCCUCUCCCGGAGAUGGCAUACAACGGGAACCCCGAGUCGGUGGGCUACAAGAUCAAGUACAGCCGGGCAGACGGCCACGGCAGGACGCUGAGCCACCUGGUCCACGACCGCGUGGAGCGCGAGUACACCAUUGAAGACCUGGAGGAGUGGACGGAGUACCGCGUGCAGGUGCAGGCCUUCAACGCCAUCGGGAGCGGGCCCUGGAGCCAGGCGGUGAUGGGCCGGACCCGGGAGUCAGUUCCUUCCUCCGGCCCCACCAACGUGUCUGCGCUGGCCACCACCUCCAGCAGCAUGCUGGUGCGCUGGAGCGAGGUCCCCGAGGCCGACCGCAACGGGCUCGUGCUGGGCUACAAGGUGCUAUACAAGGAGAAGGACUCGGACGCCCCGCCCCGGUUCUGGCUGGUGGAGGGGAACUCUUCCCGCAGCGCCCAGCUCACAGGCCUGGGCAAGUACGUGCUCUACGAGAUCCAGGUGCUGGCCUUCACGCGCAUCGGCGACGGGGGCCCCAGCCACCCUCCCAUCCUGGAGCGGACCCUGGACGACGUCCCGGGACCGCCCGUGGGCAUCCUGUUCCCAGAGGUGCGGACCACAUCCGUGCGGCUGGUCUGGCAGCCCCCCGCUGCCCCCAACGGCAUCAUUCUUGCGUACCAGAUCACGCACCGGCUCAACGCCACCUCGGCCAACGCUGCUGCCGUGGAGGUGCUCGCGCCCAGCGCCCGCCAGUUCACGGCCACCGGCCUGAAGCCAGAGUCUGUCUACCUGUUCCGCAUCACGGCCCAGACCCGCAAGGGCUGGGGAGAGGCCGCCGAGGCCUUGGUGGUGACCACCGAGAAGAGAGACCGCCCGCAGCCCCCCAGCAAGCCGGUGGUUCAGCAGGAGGACGUGAAGGCUCGCAGUGUGCUGCUGUCCUGGGAGCCGGGCAGCGACGGGCUGUCCCCCGUACGGUACUACACGGUCCAGACCCGCGAGCUGCCCAGCGGCCGAUGGGCGCUGCACUCGGCCUCUGUGAGCCACAACGCCUCCACCUUCGUCGUGGACCGGCUCAAGCCGUUCACGUCCUACAAGUUCCGCGUGAAGGCGACCAACGACAUCGGAGACAGCGAGUUCAGCGAGGAGUCGGAGCCCCUGACCACCCUGCAGGCCGCCCCCGAUGAAGCGCCCACCAUCGUGUCGGUGACACCCCACACCACCACCUCGGUGCUGAUCCGAUGGCAGCCGCCAUCGGAGGACAAGAUCAACGGAAUCCUCCUGGGCUUCCGGAUCCGGUACCGGGAGCUGCUCUACGACGGACUGAGGGGCUUCACGCUGCGCGGCAUCAACAACCCAGGGGCCAAGUGGGCGGAGCUCACCUACCUGAACAAGCACCGGCGCUACGAGAUCCGCAUGAGCGUGUACAACGCGGUGGGCGAGGGGCCCUCCAGCCCCCCGCACGAGGUCUUUGUCGGGGAGGCAGUGCCCACGGCAGCGCCCCGCAACGUGGCCGUCCAUGGCCCCACGGCCACACAGCUGGACGUGACGUGGGAGCCGCCCCCGCUGGAGAGCCAGAAUGGGGACAUCCAAGGCUACAAGACACCUGGCCACCACCGGCCCGUACGGCAGCUUGGCCGUGUGCCACCUGCUGGGGUGCUUGAGGCUCAGGCCCUUGGGCUGCUUUGCACAAAUGUCAUUGAAUCGUCACCUAACAGAAGUCUGCUGGAUUCAGCACACGCGGGGGCCCUCACGCCCCUGCUGGUUCCUCGGAACCAAACCCAGGGCUUAACUUCCAGAAGGGAGAAAACAAAGCCCCUCUGCUCUCUCCCUCCAGCCCCCAGCGCUCCCAGCUCCGUCAGGUUCAGCGAGCUGACCACCACCUCCGUGAACGUGUCCUGGGGGGCCCCGGAGUUCCCCAACGGCGUCCUGGAGGGCUACCGGCUGGUGUACGAGCCCUGCACCCCUGUGGAUGGGGUCAGUAAGAUCGUGACGGUGGACGUGAAGGGCAGCAGCCCCCUGUGGCUAAAGGUGAAGGACCUGGCAGAGGGGAUGACCUACAGGUUCCGCAUCAGAGCCAAGACCUUCACUUACGGGCCCGAGAUUGAAGCCAACGUCACCACGGGUCCUGGAGAAGGUGCCCCCGGCCCACCCGGAGUGCCCAUCAUCGUGCGGUACAGCUCGGCCAUUGCCAUUCACUGGUCCAGUGGAGACCCCGGCAAAGGGCCCAUCACCCGCUAUGUCCUCGAGGCCCGGCCUUCAGAUGAGGGGCUCUGGGACAUUCUGAUCAAAGACAUCCCCAAGGAGGUCACGUCCUACACGUUCAGCAUGGACAUCCUCAAGCCAGGCGUGAGCUAUGACUUCCGGGUCAUCGCAGUCAAUGACUACGGUUUUGGGACCCCCAGCAGCCCCUCCCAGUCUGUGCCAGCCCAGAAAGCCAACCCCUUCUAUGAGGAGUGGUGGUUCUUGGUGGUCAUCGCCCUCGUUGGCCUCAUCUUCAUCCUGCUUCUCGUCUUCGUGCUCAUCAUCCGAGGCCAGAGCAAGAAGUACGCCAAGAAGACAGACGCAGGCAGCAGUGCCAAGUCUGGUGCCCUGGGCCAUGGGGAGAUGAUGAGCUUGGAUGAGAGCAGUUUUCCUGCUCUGGAACUCAACAACCGACGGCUGUCUGUCAAGAACUCCUUCUGCCGAAAGAACGGCCUGUAUACCAGGUCUCCCCCUCGGCCCAGCCCGGGCAGCCUUCACUACUCCGACGAGGAUGUCACCAAGUACAACGACCUCGUCCCGGCCGAGAGCAGCAGCCUGACGGAAAAGCCCUCCGAAAUGUCCGACUCUCAGGGAAGCGACAGCGAGUACGAGGUUGACGCGAGCCACCAGAAGACCCACUCUUUCGUCAACCACUACAUCAGCGACCCCACCUAUUACAACUCCUGGCGCCGCCAGCAGAAGGGCAUCUCUCGGGCCCAGGCCUACAGCUACACGGAGAGCGACCCGGGCGAGCCGGACCACGCCACUCUCUCCAACAGCAGCAGCGCCCAGCAGGGCAGCCUCUUCCGGCCCAAGGCCAGUCGGACCCCAACGCCCCAGAACCCUCCGAACCCCCCGAGCCAGCAGAGCACGCUCUACCGCCCCCCCAGCAGCCUCGCCCCCGGCUCCCGGGCCCCCAUCGCAGGGUUCUCCUCGUUCGUCUGAUGCCGUCGGCGGAAGAGGAAAAAGAAGACACAGCGCCCAGCUCCUCUCCACCCUUCCCCGCACCGCCUGCCAGAAAACAAAAACACCAAGAAACCAAGUCAACUUUUCACCUCCUGAGUUUAUUUUUCCAGAGAUUCCAGGGCCAGCAAAGCCGGUGUGGAGAAGCAUGGAGAAAAACCGCGAGGGGACGUGUGUGGCUUCGAGAUUGUGGGGUUUGCUGCUGCUUCAAGGGGCUGGGCGAGGGGGGGCGGCUGCGGUGGACACCAGUGGGUUUAGGCCGAUGGAGACAGACGGAGGGAAGGAGGGAGGGAAGGCAAGGACUGGAGGGCUGUCAGGUGGGCGUGGCCG
Odocoileus virginianus texanus is the source of this 7032-nucleotide messenger RNA. The record is from RefSeq and is a predicted model, not a curated record. Lineage: Eukaryota; Metazoa; Chordata; Mammalia; Artiodactyla; Cervidae.